AUGUCUGCAUCACUCACUGUGCCUGUCCCGUUCUCAGAGCCACCAUGGCUCAUGGGCCUGCCAUCCCCGUAUUACAAUGAAUCGCAUAGAAUUUGGCAGAGAGCGUGCCGCGACUUCAUCGAUCAACACCUCACGUCCUUUGCGCUAGAAUGGGAGACGGAGGGCGAUGUGCCGGCACAUGUUUUCGAGACCUUCUCGAAGCACAACAUGUUGAUUCCAAACUUGCCCGCUCCUCUGCCAGUGGACUUGCUGAAGGCCAUGGGCAUUAGCGAGCUUCUUGGUGAAGUGAAAAUUGAAGAUUUCGACUACUUCCAUUUCGCCAUCUACAUCAGUGAGAUGCGAAGAGUAGGCAUUGGCGGCCCAUCAUCAUCCUUGGCUACGGGCAUGGCCUAUGGGAUGCCGCCUAUUAUCGAGUAUGGUAGCAAUGAAUUGAAAGAACGCCUUCUCCCUGAACUGAUCAGAGGGGAUAAGAGGAUAUGCAUCGCCAUCACCGAGCCAGAUGCAGGCAGCGACGUCGCUAAUAUCUCCACCACCGCCGUGAAGAGCGACUGUGGGAAAUAUUACAUCAUCAACGGUGAAAAGAAGUGGAUCACCAAUGGACUUUGGUCUCACUACGGUACCAUGGCGGUUCGUACAGGAGGCCCUGGAGCUGCAGGCCUGUCGCUACUUGUGGUUCCUUUGCUUGGAAAUCCAGGCGUCUCAAUGCGGCGAAUGAAGACAACCGGAGGAACUACUAGUGGCACAACUUUCAUUGACCUGGAAGACGUGAAAGUGCCGGUCCAGAAUCUCAUCGGUAAGGAGGGUGAAGGGAUGAAAAUGAUUACGCGAAACUUCAAUCAUGAGCGACUGGCCAUCGUCAUUGCUAUCACUAGAACUGCCCGCGUUGCUCUCUCAUCAGCAUUCGCGUAUGUCCUCAAGCGUGAAGCGUUUGGUGGACCCCUCAUGAAUCAGGCAGUGGUCCGAAACCGACUUGCCAAAUGCGGAGGAGAACUUGAAUCUCUCUCGGCCUGGGUGGACCAACUUGUGUAUCAGAUGUCAACGCUCAAGAAAUCCGAAGCUGACAAGGAGCUCGGCGGACUUAUGGCGCUUGCUAAAGCAACAGCAGGAAGAGUAUUGGACGAGUGUGCUCGCUGUGCAGUGCUUCUCUUUGGCGGUAAUGGAUACACUCGAACCGGACAGGGUGAGCUGGUGGAAAAGAUCUACCGCGAAAUCCCUGCAGCUCGUAUUCCUGGAGGUAGUGAGGAUGUCAUGUUUGAUUUGGCAGUCCGGCAGCUGGUUAAGCAAUAUGAAGCCAAAACGAAAGCUCUAGGAAAGCAGAAGCUAUAG
This is a messenger RNA of Ilyonectria robusta, 1326 nucleotides long. Its product is annotated as acyl-CoA dehydrogenase/oxidase. The coding region runs from base 1 to 1326 and encodes 441 amino acids. Gene Ontology annotation, molecular function: oxidoreductase activity, acting on the CH-CH group of donors; flavin adenine dinucleotide binding. NCBI's taxonomy places the organism in Eukaryota, Fungi, Ascomycota, Sordariomycetes, Hypocreales, Nectriaceae. The transcript has 3 exons. The record is from RefSeq and is a predicted model, not a curated record.